GCUUUGCUAUUUUCAACCAAUAUCUGCGGCGCAGAUCACCUUGACCUUGACGUGUGGGUUGAUCCAGUCUGCAUCCUGCGUGGAAGAGAACAACCUCGGUUUAGUGCUGGCUAUGACAUCCGUGCUAUUCUCCGCGGCACCAGUUGCCAGCAUGGACACCGCACAGUACCCGGAGCAACAACGACAACAAUCCGCCAAUGCCAACACCUCGUCGCAGCAGCAGCCGCGAAUGCUGGCGCAGUACCAGGUGCUCCAUACGCUCGGCUCGGGCCUGCAGGGCAAGGUGAAGCUCGGCGUGGAUACUGCCACACACCAGCGCGUAGCGCUUAAGAUUGUCGAUAUGGCUAAGCUCAACCGAAAGAGCAUGAUCAACGUCUACCGCGAGGUGGAAGCCAUGUCUCGUGUUUCCCACACGAAUGUGCUGCGCCUCCUAUCUGUUCACGACGACGCGUCGUACCCUAAGAAGGACGGCAAGAGCAAGCAAGUGAUUGUCAUUGUGCUGGAGUUGGCCACAGGUGGAGAACUCUUCGACUUCAUGAUGUACACUGGCUGCUUCGCGGAGAACAUCGCGCGCGCCUAUUUCCAGCAGCUCGUAGCCGGUCUGGAGGCUUGUCACGCACAGGGGGUAUACCACCGCGACAUCAAACCAGAAAAUCUCCUGUUAGACGAGAACUUUGCGCUAAAAAUCGCUGACUUUGGGCUCUCCGGUCUGAGAGAAGGAGCCGAUGGAGCUGUGGCUGAGCUAUACACGCAAUGCGGCACCAGAGGAUACAUGAGCCCAGAAGUGCUAUCGUGUCUGUCGUAUGAAGGAGAACCUGCAGACGUCUGGUCGGCUGGCGUGGUACUUUUUAUUAUGCUGGCGGGCUUCCCACCGUUCCAGAUUGCCACCAACCAGGACUGGUGGUUCCGUGCUUGUGCUGCUAAGCAACACGAAGCUUUUUGGGCGGCACACGCUCGCUCUGCCACGUUCUCACCGGGCGCUAUGUCGCUCAUGACGCGCAUCUUCCACGUGAAGCCGCAGGAACGUGUUACUCUUGCAGAGAUCAAGACACACCCGUGGUUUAAGGAAAGGGCUGUAGCGCCCGAGGAUCUUCGUGCAGAGCUGAUGAGUCGCAAGCUGCAAGUGGAUGAGGAGAAGCGUAAAGAGCGUGAGGAGAAGCUGCUUGCGGCCUCCAAGCAGCGGCUACAGAAGCAGGAUGAAGAAUUCGACCCUUUCAACAUGGACGUUGAGCGAUCGAUGGUCGUUCCGACGACCACAGAAUCUGCGACUGCAGAGGUAAGUUCAAAGAAGGCGCCAUCGUAUCCGUCCACCAGUGUGGCGCUUUACACAAGCUUUCAGUCAAGUCGGACGGCUCCAGAGUUGCAGACGCGGGUGGAGAAGGCGUUGGCGGAACACUCGGCGCGCUUUGUGGCGCACAAGGACCGGUUUAAAACAAAGGCCACGAUGGCUGCAGACGUGGGGGACGUGGGCUUCGCUGUGCGCAUCUACUCACUAGACAAUGUCCCAGGGCUCUGUGUGGUGGAGUUCCGGCGUACAAGCGGCGAGUGCCUUAAGUUUCACGAAGCAUACAAAAAGCUCAGUAGCUCGCUGUCCGACCUCGUCUUUGACAACAACGAUGAAUCGGAGACGGCUGACGACUCGCCUGCGGAGGAGCUCAUCUCAGACGAGGCGAUGAUGAUUUAGGCAGCCUACACGACAAAGAUGUUUCUAUCAAGCACAAGUAACACCUAGCAUCAACCUGAAAAGUGGAACAUGAUGUUGGCCGCCUACCAAGUAACGGGUCCAUAUCGUCAGUCUGCAUAAUUCGUUACACUGUGA
Phytophthora infestans T30-4 is the source of this 1819-nucleotide messenger RNA. RefSeq names its product CBL-interacting serine/threonine-protein kinase, putative. The coding region runs from base 113 to 1684 and encodes 523 amino acids. The transcript has 2 exons. Gene Ontology annotation, molecular function: ATP binding; protein kinase activity. Gene Ontology annotation, biological process: protein phosphorylation. NCBI's taxonomy places the organism in Eukaryota, Oomycota, Peronosporomycetes, Peronosporales, Peronosporaceae. The record is from RefSeq and is a predicted model, not a curated record.